Molecule: messenger RNA, 2172 nt
Organism: Mya arenaria
Lineage: Eukaryota; Metazoa; Mollusca; Bivalvia; Myida; Myidae
Exons: 4
Coding region: 146-508 (120 amino acids)
Source: RefSeq, a predicted model, not a curated record
UCUCGCUUGGUCUGUUAGGAAAUUUUACAUGAAUAACGUAUUGAAAUACGAUACUUAUUUUAAAAAAUGUUAUUGAUGUUACUUAAACUUUGAAGGUCAUUACAAAAGACUUGAUUUUGCUAUUCCCCGAUUUUAGUGUAAUAAUAUGUGGUUUUAUUUGUGUUGGAUACUUAGUGUAUGCACAUGUAUCUUAAUGUGGAUAAGGGACUGGCGGAGGAGAGGCAGCAUAAACAUCGUAUUCCUUCUUGUUUUGAUGAGUAGCCUUCUAGUUGGCAGUAGCAUUAUCGUCUUCAACUGUAGCUUGAGAGUUGAUGAGGCCAUCUGUGAGAAUGUAUGGAUGGCAUUACCUGCGAGUGUCUCGAUCAUUCUAUUGGUGUUCGUAUGUAUGCAGAUUACGGAGAAACUUUUAAUCACUUCAGGCAAAGACAAACGCGUCUCACCCGACUUUAAUGGAAAUAUAGAGUAUCACCAUCGGUCAAUGUGCACAGGACCAACAGAUAUUGUAUAGGAAAAUUUUACCAUGAGGUCCUGGUGUUUGGACCACAAACAGGGCGUGUUCUCUAGGCACUUCUAGGUGGUAUAAAAUGUAUACGUCCUAGUUUUCAACAGCUGAUUAAUACCUACGAUUCGAAUAGGUGUAUAGGUGUCUCUCUACCAUGAUAUCCUGGAUUUUAAACCACAACAAGUGAUUGUUCUCUCGGCGGCUCUAGGCGGUUCAAAAUGAUUUCUCAGCUGAGAUACAUGGGUAUACGAGAUGACGACCUACUGAAAAAAUGUAUACAAAAGGUUUCAUCACAGACCAUGUUUGAUGUUGACAAUGGAAAUGUUUCAUGAUCGAUUUCGACCUCGAAGAAGUGUUUAAUGGCCGAAAAACAUUGUUAGGAAUUAUGUCUGAGGUAAAUAGAUGACCUGACGAACAUCUGUGCACAAAUUAUAGCGUUGGUUCAACACCGUUUUGCAUUGCUAUAUGCUGGCAUGAUCACAUGUUGAAUCAAAAACAGAAAAAGUAUGUGCAAACCUGAAAGUUAAAGUGAUCUUGUUGUGCGAUGCUUUCUCUUUGUGCCAUAAUUGUUGACGAAAAAUAGUUAAUCAAUGAUGCAUUGUGAACGAAAUCGCUGUAAGAAGUAGCAUGUUGAAUAAAAAAAGGACAAAUAUGUGCAAAGUGUCUAUGGUCUUGUGAAUUGCUUUCCCUUCGUGCCAUAAUUAUUGACGAGAUGCAGUUUCUCCGUGGUACAAUGUACACGAAAUCAUUGUUAGAAGUUCCAGCUUCAUAAUAGUUCGUGGCAAUGUCAUGGCUGAGACUUGCAUGGCAAUAUGAUAUAUACAGUUGCUCAAAAAAAUUUAGAAAACAAUAGAGCAAGUUGUGCACGUCAGAAAGCUUAAUGUUAAAAUCAGAAAGGAAGAAACUCAAGUCAGAAAGCAAGAUGUACCAGUCAGAAAGCAAUAUGUACAACUCAAAUGCCACUAUUUUGCAAUAAUACUUUUCCCUGGAAUGACCUCAUGCUGUAUUUGGAUGGAAUACAAUAUGCCUACUUAAUUGUCCAAGAUGAUAUUUGUCAUUGAUUUCUUAUAUUGUAAUGUAAUGAAUGCUCAUUUGUUUUUCUUUAAUGAUAAUUUUCCUAGUUGAACUUAAGUUUGGAGAUAUGACUUGCGAAAAUAGUUAUUUCAGAAUACCGACCUAAUAAAAUAAAUCACUAACUGGUUUGUCAAUGGUUAAUAAACAAUCGGAGCACCUCGGCCGUUUUCCUUCGAAACAACAUUUGGUGUUUAUGGACGGUUUACAUUUAACUACACUGCAAGUUGAUCACGUAGUAAUCUCAAUUUGUCCUAAUAUGACCAAUAUGGCGAUUUUGUCACUUGUAAUGUUUACUAGCGUUUCUUUCUUUAUUUUGCAUCCUUAUAUAAGCUUCGUCGAUAUCAAUCGGUAGUCAAUCGAAUCUUUACUGCAACUUUGCCAUACUUUAAUAAAAUAAAUAUAUGGAGCCAUUACUUUUUUAUUACAUAAUAAAAUAUUUAAAAGAAAACACACAAAAUUUCACAAAGAUCAAAUCAUGAUGAAACUAGACAAACGAACCAACAGUACUGUCUCGUGGAUUUUUGUAGAUUUUGAUUUCACUCGGCUUGUGCCUCGUAAAAUCCGCAAAAAAUCCACUCAAAUACAACCUCCCAGAU